Messenger RNA from Cyprinodon variegatus (sheepshead minnow), 3944 nucleotides. RefSeq names its product serine/threonine-protein kinase N1-like. Gene Ontology annotation, molecular function: small GTPase binding; protein serine/threonine kinase activity; ATP binding. The transcript is spliced from 22 exons. Gene Ontology annotation, biological process: protein phosphorylation; signal transduction. Bases 375 to 3203 code for a protein of 942 amino acids. The record is from RefSeq and is a predicted model, not a curated record. Lineage: Eukaryota; Metazoa; Chordata; Actinopteri; Cyprinodontiformes; Cyprinodontidae.
CACCGCAGAAGCAGCUCUGGGGAGGAGGGGGGCAGAAUAACAUGGCUUCAGGGAACCGUAGACCGGAGCGUCCCGGUGAGUUCCGGCGGGUUUCCGGCUCCUGUUCUCCCCGGCGGUGAGCAGGAAGCCCCGCAGGCGGCCCCCAGCACUAAGCCCGUCCAGUCCCGCCGCUCGGAGGUGAUGCUGCCGCUCAACCUGCCGCUGCGUUCAAGACGGUUUGGAUCCAGACACUUCAUCAGGAUCGGCUCUUUAUUCUAAUGAUUUUAUCAGAGAUAAAAAGCAGAUCUGAGGGAUUUAAACAGGAGAUUCCUGCUAUGAUCCUACAGCCAUAAGCUGGGCUGAAGAGAACUGGACUCAUCAGUUAUUAUUCAUCUAUGAUGGCCAAUAACAACGAGCUGCAGACCGACCCUGAUGGCCUGUCGGUGCUCCAGCAGCUCGGCUUGGACCAAAACUCGGACUUCUCCGACAGCAGCGUGCAGCAGCACCUGGAUGAGCACCGGGAGAAGAUCCGCAGGGAGAUCCGCAAGGAGCUGAAGAUCAAGGAGGGCGCAGAAAACCUGCGCAGGGCCAUCACGGACAAGAAGAAAGCCCAGCAGGUGGACUCGCAGCUCCGCAGCUCCAAGCGCAAGCUGGAGACCCUCCAGGCUCAGCUGCAGGAGCUGGAUGCACACAUCGUCGUCAAGGGCCCAGAUGAUAACAAAGACACCAUCAAGUCUCCGGGCUCCGUCAGUCGGACGUCGGCCAAUCAGCACAGGAUUGCAGCUUUGGAGCGUCAGCUCAACAUCGAGCUAAAGGUCAAGCAGGGAGCAGAGAAUAUGAUCCCGAUAUACUCCAGUGGGGGAACUAAGGACAAGAAGCUUCUCCAGUCAGCUCAACAGAUGCUGCAGGACAGCAAGACAAAGAUCGACAUCAUCCGCAUGCAGAUCAGAAAGGCCAUGCAGGCCACAGAGCAGUCCGACGACAACCAAAGUAAGCCGGACCUGUGUGGAGUGGAGCUGCGCGUGGAGGAGCUUUGGCAUCACUACCGCGUGGAGCACGCCAUGGCUGAGGGAGCCAAAAACAUGAUGAGGCUGCUGGGUGCCGGAAAGGUCCAGGAUAAGAAGGCCAUCGCUGAGGCCCAGUGUGGUCUGAGUGAGUCGUCGCAGCGUCUGGACCUCCUGCGUUGCUCCCUGGAGCAGCGUCUCCAGGAGCUCCCUGAGGAUCAUCCCAAGGCCUGCCUAAUCAAGGAGGAGCUGGUGCUUGCCUCCUCCUCCGCCUUCAGCUCCCAGCAAAGCACCCCAUAUGUGCACAACCAGUACAGCACGCUUUGCAAACCGUCGCCGCUAACAGGAACUCUCCAGGUUCACCUCCUGGGCUGCGUGGGGCUGCUGGAUGUCGUUCCAGGACGGAGCAAGGGGAGCCAGGUGGUCCUUCCUUCUUUCUCGCAGACCGACGGGCGCUCCUCGUUUAAACUGAUCAGCCUGUACAACCGCAGCACCAGCAGCAUGAGCCUCAAGAUGCCCAGCAAGAACGACGAGCACUCCUCGGAGGUGAGCGCAGUGCUGAAGCUGGAGAACACGGUGGUGGGACAGACGCCUUGGAGAACGGUGGGAGAGCAGGCCUGGGACCACACCUUCACCGUAGAACUGGAGAGAUCCCGGGAGAUGGAGAUCGCCGUGUACUGGAGAGAUUACCGCUCCCUGUGCGCCUUGAAGUACCUGAAGCUGGAGGAGUUCCUGGACAACCAGAGACACCAGGUUCAGCUGGAACUGGAACCGCAGGGGCUGCUCCUGGCUGAGGUGACGUUCUUCAACCCGGUCAUAGAGCGAGGCCGACGGCUGCAGCGGCAGAAGAAGGUCUUCUCUAAACAGCAUGGCAAAGCUUUCCUGCGUGCCCGUCAGAUGAACGUGGACAUCGCCACCUGGGUCCGCCUGCUGAGGAACGCCAUCCCCACUGGAAGCAACACACCUGCAUACACACCUAGCUUCUCCAGCAACACGCUGUCGCACACUUCGGGAGAAAUAUCAGUGGAGAAGUUGAGUCUGGACAGCGAUUCUCCUUCGAAAGCUGAGACCCGGAAAGAUGUGGUGGACUCCCCCGCACCCUCAGAGCAGACGGCCAUCAUCGAGCCCCCGCCAUCACCUGAUGUCCCCGCUCAGGAGCAGCCGACCAGAUCCCACUCCCAGAACUCCUUACGCAGAACCAGCAGAGGCCCUCUGUGUCUGUGUCUACAGGACUUCAAGCUGAUUGCUGUUCUCGGCAGGGGCCACUUUGGGAAGGUGUUGCUGUCAGAGUAUAAAAAAACCGGCAGCCAGUACGCCAUCAAAGCCCUGAAGAAAGGAGAUAUUGUAGCAAGGGACGAGGUAGAAAGUCUGAUGUGUGAGAAGCGGAUCUUCGAGACUGUCAACAGCUCCCACCACCCUUUCCUGGUCAACCUGUUUGCAUGUUUCCAGACGCCGGAACACGUGUGCUUCGUCAUGGAGUACACGGCGGGAGGAGACCUGAUGAUGCACAUACAUGCUGACGUGUUCGCCGAGCCGCGGGCUGUGUUCUACUCAGCCUGCGUAGUCCUGGGUCUGCAGUUCCUCCAUGACCAUAAGAUUGUAUACCGGGAUCUGAAGCUGGAUAACCUGCUCCUGGAUACGGAGGGUUUUGUGAAGAUAGCUGACUUCGGGCUCUGUAAAGAGGGCAUGGGUUAUGGAGACAGAACCAGUACUUUCUGUGGCACUCCUGAGUUUCUGGCCCCUGAGGUGCUGACGGACACGUCGUACACCAGAGCAGUCGACUGGUGGGGCCUCGGCGUUCUCGUCUAUGAGAUGUUGGUGGGCGAGUCUCCCUUUCCAGGUGACGAUGAAGAGGAGGUGUUUGACAGUAUAGUGAACGACGAGGUGCGCUACCCGCGUUUCCUCUCCACUGACGCCAUCGGCAUCAUGAGACGGCUCCUGAGAAGAAAUCCUGAGAGGCGUCUGGGCUCCGGAGAGAAGGACGCCGAAGACGUCAAGAAGCAGCCAUUUUUCAGGGGCAUGGACUGGGACGCACUUCUCCAGAGGAAAGUCACGCCUCCCUUCAUCCCGACCAUCGCCGGCAAAGAAGACGUCAGCAACUUCGACACGGAGUUCACCGCCGAGGCGCCCGCCCUCACGCCUCCCCGCGAGCGCCGUUCCCUCUCGCGGAAGGAGCAGGACUACUUUAAGGAUUUCGAUUACGUCUCCGACCUCUGCUAGGACCUGGAGUCAUGGAGGGGGUCACCUGCCCUCCAUCAGCCACAGGCUCUGAUGGGGGAACCGACUGCUGUGCUGCAUAGAACACGGUGGAAUGAGAACUUUUUACUCCCGCCUUCUACUUUCUUUGUGGGAGACAGAAAGAACAGCUGAACUAAAAGUGUGUGAACAGCAACCGGACUGCAUGUCAUACACCAUUUCUGGACUCCCACAGAGGAGCGAAGCUGCCAUGACAACAGAAGACUCUCCCGAUGAUGUAACGGAUCCUGAUGCGACAGGAAGUCCUUUCCUUCUCUUUAAUCUGAACUCACCCGACGCAUUCCUCAUGUUUGUUGCUUCUGUGUUUAAAUGUGAAUUGUGCCCCAUCACUCCUCAGCUUUUUCAUGCAGCACCUAGAAUCUACCACUUGUGGGCGCCAGAGGGUGGCUUAGAAGGAGAAAGUGCAGUUUUUUUUUUUUCAGGUUUUGUUUGUGUUUUAUUUCUGCCAAAGAAAGGCGCCACAAGUGGAAGCUUUUAUGGAGGAGCAGCUGCUGUUUGCUUCAUCUCCCUCCUUCUCCAUCACUGUCUCCUGCUGUUUUUCGGUACAUUGCAGAUUUUUUUGUAGAGUAUUAAAAAUCUUCAGAUGUUUUUUUUUUUUUAUUUUGGCGAGAAACCUUUUAUCUCAGUUGUUUUUUUGUUUUUUUUUAUUCCUCUGUCGUUCACUGAUAUUGUAGCAGCCGUGAUCCAGUAAAGAUGUGAAACCAA